Molecule: messenger RNA, 1339 nt
Organism: Cannabis sativa
Lineage: Eukaryota; Viridiplantae; Streptophyta; Magnoliopsida; Rosales; Cannabaceae
Product: ethylene-responsive transcription factor ERF086-like
Exons: 1
Coding region: 228-1250 (340 amino acids)
Biological process (GO): regulation of DNA-templated transcription
Molecular function (GO): DNA binding; DNA-binding transcription factor activity
Source: RefSeq, a predicted model, not a curated record
CUACUCAUAAAAAAGUAUAUAUUAGAUUUUGAAGAUGUGUGUCUAUGUAUAAGUCAUACUAAAAGACUCUUAUUUAAAGAGACUCACAUGCAACUCCCAAUACACAAACACAAACACACACACAUAUAUAUAUUACUACUACACAUUGACCAUUUACACCAACCAUAUAUAUAAUUAUAUAUAAAAAAAACACACACAACAAUACACUACUACUAUAUACAUAUAAGAUGAAUAAUAAUAAUUUGAUCAAGAGCAACAAGAAGGCAAUGAAGAAGCAAGCAGGCACAACAGCAGCAGCCGGGCAGGGCGGGGGGCAGGGCGGGCAGCAGGGCGAAGGAGCCCGGUUUUUGGGGGUUAGGAGAAGGCCAUGGGGAAGAUAUGCAGCUGAAAUUAGAGACCCUUCUACUAAAGAAAGGCAUUGGUUGGGAACAUUCGACACAGCCGAAGAAGCCGCCUUAGCCUAUGACCGGGCCGCUCGGUCCAUGAGAGGCUCCCGCGCUCGCACCAACUUUCUCUACUCCGACAUGCCAGCUGGCUCGGCUCUCACCACCAUUCUCUCCCCGGACGACCCCAACAACAACACCAUUAUGGUUAACAACAACAACAAUCUCAAUUUCUCGUCCUCUUCUGCUUCUUCUGCUGCUGUUACUACUGCUGCUGUUGGUAGUUAUCAGUAUCAUCAGCAGUAUCAGCAGCAGCAGAAUACGAGUGCAACAGACUGUUUGAACAUUAUUAAUAAUAAUACUGCUGAUCAUUACAACCGACGACAACAGGAACAACAACCAUCGUCGUCGUUGUUGAUGAUGGCGGCCGAUAAGCAAUUGGAUUUGAUUAAUAAUAAUCAAAAUCAACAACAAUAUUAUGAUUAUAAUUUAUUGUUCUCAUCUUCUUCUAAUUCAUCUAAUUCUUCUUCUUCACCACAUGAUCAACAACAACAACAAUAUUUUCAUCAUAGCUAUUAUGAUGAUCAUCAGGAGAAUAAAGAAGCAGCCAUAAUGUUCAACACUACUAGUUCUUCAUCAUUUUCGGCGGCUCUUGGUUCGGGUUCGGGUUUGGGUUCAGGUGAGCUUCCACCAUUUCCGGAGUCUGAGAUUAGUAGUUAUUAUUAUAAUAAUAAUGACGUUUAUGGAAUGCAACAGAGUCCUCUGUUUAGCACUAUGCCAUCAGUUUCCGAUGCUCUCUCCGGCGCCGGCGCCGGCCUUGACCCUUUUGAUUUGGGCUCUGCUUCUUCUUCCUCUUUUUUCUUCUGAUCAUAUAUCAAAGGCCAUUAUAAUUUAUUAUUAUAUUAAUUACUAUCUAAUAUGUUUUUUUCUUGUUUGUUUUGUUUUAAUUUGAGAGA